CCCCCUGCGGCGAUGCGAGGACGGGAGCGCGCGCGCGCUCGCGCGUCCCCGGGGAGAACCACAGUGAGCGCGCCCGGACCGGGGGGGGGGGUUUCCCUCAGCUGCUGCUGCCAUCGCUGCCAGCUCCCCCCCGCCCCCCACCGCCUUUCGUCCUGCCCGCCCUCCUCCCAGAGGGCUCCGGGCCCUGCGCGGCGGCCGACGGGAACCCCAGGCGGGGACGGACUCCUGCUAGAAGCCCUGGCACAUAAAGAAGAGUUGUGUUUGGUGGACAAUGCUCAGAGACACUAUGAAGUCCUGGAGUGACAGCCAAACAGACAUUUACAGCAGUGACCAAGAAGAGGAAGAAGAAAUGAUCUUUGGAGAAAAUGAAGAUGAUUUGGAAGAGAUGAUGGAUUUAAGUGACUUGCCUACCUCACUCUUUGCUUGCAGUGUGCCAGAAGCUGUGUUUGAGGUACAAGAAGAAAAGGAAAGAUUCGAAGCACUUUUCACAAUCUAUGAUAAUCAAGUGACAUUCCAGUUGUUUAAAAGCUUUAGAAGAGUAAGGAUAAAUUUCAGCACCCCAGAGGCAGCAGCAAGAGCACGGAUAGAAUUGCAUGAGACAGACAUCAGUGGGAAAAAGCUGAAGCUGUAUUUUGCACAGGUCCAGGUGUCCAGUGAAGUAGGAGACAAGUCCUACCUCCUUCCCCCAGAACCUGUCAAACAGUUCCUGAUAUCACCUCCUGCAUCUCCACCAGUUGGGUGGAAGCAGAGUGAAGAUGCAACUCCUGGAAUAAACUAUGACUUACUCUGUGCUGUUUCCAAACUGGGUCCAGGGGAGAAAUAUGAGCUUCAUGCAGGAACGGAGUCUACUCCUAGCGUAGUCGUUCACAUUUGUGAAAGUGAAACAGAGGAGGAGGAGGAGAUGAAAAAUCCCAAACAGAAAAUCCUGCAGACAAGGCGCCCAGAUCCUAACAAUCCAACAAUACUAAAUGAAUCUAAAACAUUUGAUUGUACACGGGAGACAUUUGGUAUAAUUUCAUCCAUGAUCAGCUCUGCGGACAACAUCAACAUUUGGAGUAGUAACUACCAUAAAGAAGGAUGGAACCGAAUUGCAAAGGGAGCUGGAAAGAUUAGAGCUGUGAAUGAGAGGAGAGUCGGUCCUAAUAAAACUGGAGUCAAGAUGACGACAGCUGCACCACUGGGCAAUAAUACCUUGUCUCCAACAAAUGUGACCACAAAGUCUCAAGAAGAAAUUCUUUAUCAGAGUUCCGGAGCAAUCAUAGCUGCCAUCGUAGUUGGAGUGAUUAUUAUAUUCACAGCGGUUCUGCUCAUGUUGAAAAUGUAUAACAGACGCAUGAGGGAAAAACGAGAGCUAGAACCCACAAGCACCAAAGCCAAGACUCCACCGGCUUUUGGACAGAACAGUAACAAUGCUAACAAACCCACAACAAUAGCUAUCAUACCAGUGGACAUCCAUAUGCAGAACAGAUGACUGUGGACCUUGGCCCUACCUAUGGGAGAUCACUCUCCUUGAAGAAUGAGACUUGACAACCAAACUCUUUGUUCACAUAGACCUGUGACUCUUUACCAGAGGAGGACUGGCACUGGAAUAGUGACUACGCGUGGAGUUGAAACCAAGGAUUAUGUGGGUAACUGGCCACAUUUUCUUUUAUUAGAAGGAAAAAAUAAAAUGCUGAGCACCUUUGUAUGGCUGAUCUAACAAUGUGAUGGCAUCAUAUCAGCAGAAACAUGAAGAGUCUUAUUUUCUUUGUAGAAGUUAAGUGGCAACAAGUGGCAAAAAUACCCUUUAGAUGAGUCAAAAGAUGCACACUCCUUUAUUUACAGUGUCCUUGAUGAGUCAUGAGCAGUUUGGUGGGCUUUCUUUUCCUCUCCUGCAGUGAUCAGUAGUGAUGAAAAUGAAAGAUCUGGAUGUAAAGGCUAUAACUAUGCUUCAUUCUUGGAUUUGUUAUGCUUGUAUCUUUUUAUAUUUUUAGCAUGAGGAAUAACAUGUGAAGUAACAAAACUGUAUUCAGACUUCACUGGCCUUUCUGAUUCCCAAUCAGAUACAUAGACGUGGAUUCAGAUAGAACAGGGUAUGAAUGUGAUAUGCU
Molecule: messenger RNA, 2090 nt
Organism: Dermochelys coriacea (leatherback sea turtle)
Lineage: Eukaryota; Metazoa; Chordata; Testudines; Dermochelyidae
Gene: RCAN3
Product: RCAN family member 3
Exons: 9
Coding region: 272-1471 (399 amino acids)
Biological process (GO): calcium-mediated signaling
Cellular component (GO): cytoplasm; nucleus
Molecular function (GO): calcium-dependent protein serine/threonine phosphatase regulator activity; nucleic acid binding
Source: RefSeq, a predicted model, not a curated record